This is a messenger RNA of Symbiodinium pilosum, 1764 nucleotides long. NCBI's taxonomy places the organism in Eukaryota, Dinophyceae, Suessiales, Symbiodiniaceae. The record is from the annotation of a GenBank genome assembly.
AUGGCCUACGUUGAGCCCGACACUUUGCUGCAUGGCCUGCAGAUGCCCCCCUCUGUCUGCCCUGACUGGUCCCGAGAGAGCAUUGACGAGACCGUCUCCUUGGCCAAGCUUUGGGACUCGAGGGGUUUGCUUUACCUUGCCAGGCCUCUGUUCAGGGUCGGGGAUGAGUUCCUCCUCUCACGGGCCUUUAACUGCUACAAGAACGAGCAGGUCGAUCGUCAGAUCAUUGACAGGAGGGGCCGCAACCACGCUGAGGCUAGGCUGCCGGGGCCUUCCCGAAACAUCCCCACCGGCCCUGGCCUUGCCUGCAUCGAGGUCGACCCGAGGAGAGAGACACUCCUGUGCAGCUCCACCGACAGAAAGGAUUUCUAUCAUCAGUUCCUGGUCACGGCCUCGAGAGCUCGUGCGAAUGCUGUCGGCCCUGCUGUCCCUGCUGCCGCCCUUGCUUCCACAGGUGCCUUUGCCAGGUUUGAGGUGCCCAGGUCGCGUUACCUCCGUGAGGUCUGGGGCGACUGCCUCAGCCCGGGCCCGGAUGGUUUGAAGCCACUCCUGUUCUCCCCUGACUCUGUCGUGGUUUGUUUCUCCGCCAUAGCGCAGGGAGACCAGCUCGGGGUUGAAUUUGCUUGCGAAUCGCACUUCUGUGUGUCCGUCGAGCCUGCGCGCCUGGAGCUUAGCAAGAUAGCCGGAGCAGAGCUGAAUUCUUCGGCCGGUGCUCGGGCGCUGGGCCUCGUCACCCUCUCGGCGCCUGCCAAGAAGAGGGCCGCCCUUUCCCUCAUCUCCCUCGAGGUGUCUGCUUUGUCACAUACCUCUGAUGCUUUGCACCUUAGCCUGCUGGGGGGUUGGACUUCUGCCCUCCUCUUCCGGAGACCUCUCAUGUCCGUGCUAUCCUGCUCCUAUGGCCUGGUGCGGGCUGACCGCUUUGACCCUCGCUACCCCAAGCUUGUUGGACUUCCACGCGGGGUCGCGCAGGAGCUGACGCUCCUGGCUGUCUUGGCCUCUUUGGCUUCGAGUGAGCUGUCUGCGCCCUUGGAUGGCGCCAUUUAUGCCACGGAUGCUUCCGAGGACAAAGGCGCCUUUGUCACUGCCGAGGCUGGCCUCCCUCUGGCGCGCGUUCUUUUCCGGACCGGCUCCAAGAAGGGGGGCUACUCGCGCCUGCUUGCACCUGAAGAGGCCCUCCUCUCCAAGCUGUCUGACCCUGAGCCUUUCCAACUUAGGGCCGUCGAUGCACCGCUUUUGGAGAUUGAAAGGCCUCUGGCUUUCGUGUAUGACUUCAUUGAGGUCUGCGGCGGUAGUGGCCGCGUCUCUGCUGAGCUUAAGGCUCGUGGCUGGGCAUGCGGCCCUGUGCUUGACAUUUCUCAUAGCCCUCACUUCAACCUCUGCUGGCUGCGCACUUUGGAGUGGCUCCUUUUCCUUCUGGAAAACUCCCGACUUCGCUCCUUUGCAGUCGAGCCCCCGUGCACUACGUUUUCUCCUGCGGCCUUUCCGGCCCUUCGCUCCUACAAAGAGCCCAGAGGCUACAACCCACUUGAGGAGCGGACGCUCCACGGCACCACCCUUGCUUUGAGGGCCUUGACUUUGCUUUUCGUCUCUCUUCGAUUGGGCGUGCCUGGCAUUCUUGAGCAGCCUCGCCGGUCAAAGAUGGCCUGGCUUCCGGAGUGGAAGCGCCUCCUUCAGCUUGGUGCGACCGAGGCUUACACUGCCUCUUGUCCUUUUGGCAGCCCUCACCAGAAAGAGUUCCGCUUCUUGCAGGUCUGCAUUGACCUU